Messenger RNA from Aspergillus tubingensis, 927 nucleotides. Its product is annotated as CCDC90 family protein. Bases 1 to 927 code for a protein of 308 amino acids. NCBI's taxonomy places the organism in Eukaryota, Fungi, Ascomycota, Eurotiomycetes, Eurotiales, Aspergillaceae. The record is from RefSeq and is a predicted model, not a curated record. Gene Ontology annotation, cellular component: mitochondrion. The transcript is spliced from 3 exons.
AUGGCGCCUCAGAAAUCGGUGGCAGAGGUGCCCCGUUCCCUAAUUCCCCGUCUGACUUGGAACGGCUCCUCGACUCGCACUACUUUUACCUCUCCCCAGACUACCGCCCUACCGGCGAAGCGCCAACAAAAGCAGUAUAUCGUACGGAGUCGGAUUUCUGCUGGACGACAACUGCAUACCUCGACUUCCCCGUCCACUGCCUCUUCAACAUUCCCCGCAGCAGCCCGAGAUCUAGGCACAUCGAUCGCAAGACGCUUCCCUUCCACAACCAAGCCGGCCAGCCAACCAGCCGCACCCCUUGGGAACCCCAUCCGACAUAAUGGUGUCUAUGUCGCUGCAUUCAACCCGGCUCGGAGAGCUUUUCAUGCGUCCGCUCCGCGCCAGCGCGACCAUCACUUUGAUACAUUGAAAUUCGUCCAGCGAUUGAAAGAUGAGGGGUUUAGCGAAGAGCAGGCUGUUGCCAUGAUGCGGGUCCUGAACGACGUCAUUCAGGAGUCCAUCCAGAACUUGACUCGGACAAUGGUGCUUCGGGAAGACACGGAACGAUCGGCCUAUACACAAAAAGUCGACUUUGCCAAACUCCGCUCCGAGCUCCUCAACGCAGAUUCUACCGAAGCGCAAUUGACUCGCUCGUCGCACGAAAAGAUCGCCGCUGAUCUCGCCAAACUCAACUCCCGUCUACGCGACGAGAUCGGUCGCACGCAGGCGUCAGUGCGACUGGAUCUGAAUCUUGAGAAGGGUCGUAUCCGGGAAGAAGCCAAUGGCCAAGAAAUGCGUAUAAAGGAGACGGAAACGAGAAUUGAGCAGGAGGUGGCUGGGUUGAGAGAGCGUGUAGAGGCUGUCAAGUUCUCCACGCUGCAAUGGCUCAUGGGUGUAUGCACUGGUACCGCUGCACUGAUUCUUGGUGCCUGGCGUCUCUUCAUGUGA